UUCUUUUCUCCAAACCAACUUCACCUGUCUGUCUCCCCCUCUCCAAUACCUUGCUUGCAUGACUCACCAACGACCCAUUCCAACCCUAACCCUACCUGUAAAUCCUCUCUCUAAAUUCUUUGUUUCCACUCUCAAUUCUCCUUCGGCUCUCAACUCUCAACCAUGUCGUUUUUGUCUCUCAUCUUCCUUUUUUCUCUCCUCAACCUCGCUCAAUCUCAGAGUCAAUCCCCCAGAGGUGUUUUCAUUGAUUGUGGCGCUACGGUUGCUUCCCUGAUUGACGGCCGGCAAUGGUUGCCUGACGCCACUUAUGUAUCCUCCGGGACCGCCAAAAACCUAACUGAUCCCAACGUUGCCCCUAUCCUAUCCACCGUCCGAUCUUUCCCUCUUCAAGGCAAUACUAAUAAGAAAUUCUGCUAUGUUGUUCCGGUGUUUCGUACUGGGAAGUACAUGGUGCGGACGACGUACUACUAUGGAGGAGUCAACGGCCGGGAUUCGCCUCCGGUAUUUGAUCAGAUUGUGGAUGGGACGUUGUGGGGUAUUGUAAAUACCACGGAUGAUUAUGCGAGAGGGUUGGUAUCGUACUAUGAGGGAGUUUUCGUUGCUGCAGGAAAGACAAUGAGCUUGUGUAUUGCUGCAAACACGAAUACGGACUCUGAUCCAUUUAUAUCGGCAUUGGAGUUUGUUCUGCUGGGAGAUUCACUUUACAAUUCGACGGAUUUUGGGCAAUAUGGUCUGAGCUUGGUUGCAAGACAUAGUUUCGGGCACAAUGGAUCAAUUAUCCGAUAUCCAGAUGAUCAAUUUGAUCGCUACUGGGAGCCAUUUGUGUUAAGUAAUCCUACCCUGGCAAGCUUCAGAAAUGUCCCUGUUUCUGAUUUCUGGAAUCUCCCCCCUGUGAAGGUUUUUGAAACAGAGCUGACAAGCAGCGGAAUGGAACCUAUAGAGUUUCAGUGGCCUCCAGCUUCCCUUCCAAACUCAACAUAUUACAUUGCUCUAUAUUUUGCAGAUGGUCGUAAUUCAUCGUCUAGGGUGUUUAACAUAAGCAUAAAUGGUAUAACAUAUUACCAUAAUCUGAGUGUAACUUCAGAUGGUGUUGCUGUCUUUGCAACCCAGUGGCUUCUUGGUGGUCUAACAAAUAUAAUAUUGACCCCUGCUGCUGGUUCAGACAUUGGUCCAUUGAUCAAUGCUGGAGAGGUUUUCAAUCUACUGCGUCUUGGUGGAAGAACUCUUACACGAGAUGUAAUUGCUCUAGAAAGUGUGAAGAAAAGUCUAGAAAACCCUCCACAUGAUUGGAAUGGUGAUCCUUGUUUUCCUAGUCAGUACUCAUGGACUGGAGUUACAUGUUCUGAAGGACCUCGGAUUCGUGUGGUUUCUUUAAACCUGUCAAAUAUGGGUCUUUCAGGAUCACUGUCACCUAGUGUUGCCAAUUUGACUGCGUUGACCAACAUCUGGCUUGGAAACAAUAGUUUGUCUGGAUCUAUUCCUGAUCUCAGUUCAUUAAAGAGACUGGAGAUACUGCAUUUGGAGGACAAUCAAUUUAUUGGAGAGAUACCAUCAUCUUUGGGGAACAUAGACAGUUUACAAGAACUUUUCUUACAAAAUAAUAAUCUGACUGGUCAAGUUCCAAAUAGCCUUACAGGAAAACCUGGACUGAACCUUAAGAUUUUUCCUGGGAAUAAUUUUUCAUCAUCACCACCUUCAGGAGCUUAAACAGUUUAUGCAUCCAAAGCUAUCACUCCCAGAAUCUGAAGUUCUAUGCUCAACUCUUGUAGUUCAACCAAAUAUGAGCCGGAAUUGUAUACCUGAGAUGGUUGUCCAAAUAGGAAUAUUAAUUCUUUCUUACACUCUGUACAUUGAAGCAUGCACUCAAAUUGUAUCAGUGGUUGUUCAUAUACAGCUUUUUUCCUUUUCUUUUCUAAUUGUAUAUGGAGACCUUUCUUUUGGUUUCGUUUUUGUACCAUGAGUAUAUCUGUAAUGUAUGUACUUGAAAUAAAAUGAUGAUAGAUUUUGUC
Messenger RNA from Vitis riparia (riverbank grape), 2009 nucleotides. Its product is annotated as leucine-rich repeat receptor-like serine/threonine-protein kinase At2g14510. Gene Ontology annotation, molecular function: protein binding. The transcript has 10 exons. NCBI's taxonomy places the organism in Eukaryota, Viridiplantae, Streptophyta, Magnoliopsida, Vitales, Vitaceae. The record is from RefSeq and is a predicted model, not a curated record. Bases 163 to 1707 code for a protein of 514 amino acids.